AUGGGUGAUUUUAAUUCCGCUCUCCAUGCGGAUGACUCGCUGUUUGGUUCCUCUAAUCAAUCAAUUGGCAUGCAGGAGUUUUGUGAAUGCAUUCAAGAAUCGGAGCUUGUUGAUGUUAAAGGUCAUGGUAUUCACUUCACUUGGAACCAGAAGCCGAAGGAAGGGAUCGGUUUGCUUAGGAAAAUUGAUCGAGUAAUGAGUAAUGUAAAGUGUCUAGAUUUAUUUCCUGACGCUUAUGUUAUGUAUCACCCGUAUCGAGUUUCUGAUCAUACUCCGUGUAUUUUGAAGCUGACUAAUACUUCUAACAAUUCUCGGCCUAAGCCAUUCAAGUUUGCAAAUUUUAUUGCUUCUAAACCUGAAUUUAAAGUUUGUGUGGAGCAAGAAUGGGCGAAAAAGAUUGAUGGGUUUGCUAUGUUCUCGGUCGUUAGUAAGUUAAAAAAUCUGAAACCAGGACUCAGAAAGAUCCUUUUCCAACAAGGUAACCUGCAUAAAAAAGUUCUUGAGUUGCGCAAGAAGCUAGAUGAUGUCCAGAAUAUGGUUGAUGCUAAUCCGAUGGAUGAGGAAAUUCGGAAAAGGGAGCUCGAGUGCCUUCAGGAAUUCAAAGUUGCUGCUUAUGAUGAGGAAUGUUUUUUGAAACAAAAGUCGAAGGUGGAAUGGCUCUGUGCUGGGGAUUCUAAUACGGCUUUCUUUCACAAUAGUGUUAAAUGCAGAAAUAAUCGAAGUAAAAUUCAAUGCAUUCGGGAUGUGGCUGGUAAUCGGUUUGAAGGUGAUGAAGCUGCAGCUGCUCUUGUUGAUCAUUAUUCAGCUUUUGGGUACGGAGGACCUGGUUGCUACCAUGAACAUGGAUGA
Helianthus annuus (common sunflower) is the source of this 849-nucleotide messenger RNA. RefSeq lists its product as uncharacterized. The transcript has a single exon. The coding region runs from base 1 to 849 and encodes 282 amino acids. NCBI's taxonomy places the organism in Eukaryota, Viridiplantae, Streptophyta, Magnoliopsida, Asterales, Asteraceae. The record is from RefSeq and is a predicted model, not a curated record.